AUGUUUUCUCCCGACGCACUAUACCAGGCAUUAGAGUUUUGCCUCCGUCCGGAUGUUCAAGAAUCAACUCGUGCUGUUCAGAAGCAGGUCCAUAAUGAAUCAGGUCUUGAGAGCGCCAUUAAAGCCUUUUAUCGUUGGUUACCACCGCAGGUCCAAAAAUGCGACAUCACGAACCAGAACUUAGCUAUGUAUCAGAUCUGGAAUAAGCCAUCAAUGAGGAUCUCCCCCGAAGUAGCAGCAGUUCUGCUGGAAGAGCAGCUCAUAAAACAAACCGAUAUUGUGCUAAUUACCCGCCAAGUUUACAAUAUCCAAUGCGAAAGCUCAAGACCUAUCGAAGGUAUCGCAAGGGAUCAUUGGAAAAGAGUCACUAUUGCUGCAAAGAGCAUCGUUACGGCCUCGGAUCUGGUCAGCAUGCUGCCCGGGAUGCAACGAAAGAGCGACGACAGCAGUGUAGAGAAACCAAAAAGAAAAAAUCUGACCAAAGACGUUGGUAUCGAUGCUGCAAGGUUCUUUUGGAACAUUGCUCUGCUUCCCUUCACUAGGGUCCGGGGAAGUAAGACACGGGAUGAAGAGAGCGCUGCAACCGAUAUAGUAGCAUCUUAUGACGAGUCCGAGCUCCCGCAGAGCGACAGCGCUCGCAUUAAUGAAACGCGCCAACGCCCAUCCAUGAUGCAGGAUUCUGGUAUAAUACACCGCGCUACAGGACUGAGGAAGCAGUCUAAUUUAAAUGCAAGCGAUUUCUCCACGGGUGAGGAAAUCAAGAGACAUACGUACAUGUGCCCGAGCGAUGCUGACAGACAACAGAACCAAACACAGAGAAUAAACGCAAGGAGUUACCUUCAUCUGUUCAAACCAGUCGAAUUCAAGCGAGGGAUGAAGAGCAUGCGGAAGCUAUCUGUCGCAGACACCUUGAUCGUGGGUUCAGGAGUCCGAGGCUCAAGUGUCCGGACUUCAGGAAGCUGGUGA
Messenger RNA from Aspergillus oryzae RIB40, 966 nucleotides. RefSeq lists its product as uncharacterized. The transcript has 5 exons. NCBI's taxonomy places the organism in Eukaryota, Fungi, Ascomycota, Eurotiomycetes, Eurotiales, Aspergillaceae. The record is from RefSeq and is a predicted model, not a curated record. The coding region runs from base 1 to 966 and encodes 321 amino acids.